CAUGAUUACCGUGUUUACGGCAUUCCAAGAUAAAAUACAGUAAACACUAUUUACUGGUUGGCUCAUGAAGUUUUCUAACUGAGGCUCUGUAGAUCUCCUUAAAUAUCAUCUAAUAGAGAAGCAGCUUGGAAUCAUCCCAAAUGCUCCUUUGCCACAUUGCCUCCAGGUCCCUAGCUCCUCGGUUGAGCGAUGCUGUCAGGGCCCGGCCGCCUGCCUCAAGGCCACUGGUCGAGAUGGUGCGGUACAAUUCAGACAUGGCCAAGUUCCGGGAGGUGUUCUCUAAGGCCAAGCACAUCGCCAUCAUCACUGGGGCAGGUGUCAGUGCCGAGAGUGGUAUUCCCACCUUCAGGGGAGCGGGGGGCCUCUGGCGGAAAUGGAAAGCACAGGACCUGGCCACUCCAGAGGCCUUCUCCAGGGACCCGUCUCGCAUCUGGGAGUUCUACCAUCACCGGCGCGAGGUGACACUGAGCAAGGUGCCCAACCCGGCGCACUUCGCCAUCGCAGAGUGCGAGGCGCGCCUCCGCAAGCAGGGCCGCUCCGUGGUGGUCAUCACGCAGAACGUGGACGAGCUCCACACCCGCGCCGGCUCCAAGCACGUGCUGGAGAUCCACGGUAAUUUGUUCAAGACCCGCUGUAUCAGCUGCGGAAGUAUAGAGGCCAAUCACAAGAGCCCCAUCUGUCCGUCGCUGCUGGGCAAAGGCGCACCUGACCCAGAAACCAGCGAUGCCCGUAUUCCUGUCAAUGAUUUGCCCAGGUGCGAGGACAGCGGCUGCCAUGGUCUGCUGCGACCUGAUGUGGUCUGGUUUGGCGAGACUCUGGACUCCAACGUUCUGACGCAGGUGGAGAAGGAGCUGGACAUGUGUGACCUCUGCCUGGUGGUGGGCACGUCCUCAGUGGUGUACCCGGCGGCCAUGUUUGGCCCACAGGUGGCCUCACGAAGAAUGCCCGUGGUGGAAUUCAACACCAACAUCACCCCCAAAACCACCUACUUCACACAUCACAUUCGGGGGCCAUGCGGGACAACGCUGCCUCUUGCCCUCGCACGUCAUGAGUCGGAGGUCAUCUGACUGCUCAUGCACCUGAAGCCAGAGGACAUUGACCCCUUCAUGGGUCACUGGAGCUGCACAAAUAUGCCUCGUCUCUCUGGACAACUGGAAAGUUAUUUCAACUGCCUUAUGCGUCGGACUUUGUCGGUGGUCCAAAUCUUUGUCGCUGGAGACAUUCUCCAGUUUUAGGAAUAGCUUCUAUUUCUCGGGCUUAACUUGAAUGGGAUGUGGGACUGUGAUAGAGGGGGUUUAUCAGUGGGUUUGUAGUGUGAUAACAUGUAGUUUGCAGAGAGCUGUAUUUAUUAUGUUUAGUGUGAAUGAGGGAACAGCUGUCAUCUCACAUGGGCUGGUACGGUCACAAUGCAUUCAGUGCGGUCCUCGCUUAUCACAGGUGCUGGGACACGGUUUCGGUGCCUUCUACACUGCUACUCUUACAUUGUAUAUCAGUGCUGCUCCGUGCAGACGGUGCAUUAGGGACUAUUCACAGGAUAUUAACAGUCAUGAUUUUCAAGUGCUGCUUCUGCAAAGGGAGAUUUAAAAAAAAAAAAGUCUGCCAUCGCUAGGCGGUUGGACCCACCCAGUUCGCAGGGUGACUUAUAAGGAUGGUACGUGCUGAGAGCUCCAACAGUCCGUCUGGAAGUGACAAAGCAAAGUGUGUCAUUAUCUGUGCAUGGGAUAUAUGCAAGGGAUCAGGCAGGUAGUGCAGCUUUACAUGCCAUGCAAUGGCCAGUUACAUUUAAAAAAAAAAGCAUUUUCAAAGCAGUUUACAGUUAUUGCCUUACUCUUACUUGAUUAACCAAACAUUGUAUGGAGCACUUUGUGUAAUGGUAGAACGAUAUGAAUUGAUCACAAAUGGAUUGAGAGAGGAAGCCACGGAGGCUUUCUAAAUGAGUACCAAAACCCCAGGAGAUUAAGAGGAGGGGGUAGGGAUCCGUUCACACUGCUGCGUUUCUAUAAUGUCCGGAUCAUUCUGUUACAUUCCAAACCUUAGUUAAAAACUGGAGGAUCUUUAUACUGGUGUAAGGAGGUGACCAAAGUGCCAAUAUAUAUUGCCUUUACAUAUGUCUUUUUUGUUGUUGUUGUUGUUUGGCUGUGUACGCACAAUUCUCACAGUUUUCAAUAUUCCGACUCUCUCUGAAUGUACUCCAGGGUGAUGAUUGACACUAUGGCUCUACAUGUUCAAUUCAAGUGAUGUGCUUCCUUGUUUCUUGUCACUUGUGCUCUCACUUCUGCUUCAUGUCCUCGUGGUCGAGCAAGGGCACGUCUGUGUGUGGUAUGUAAUUGUAUGUCCAGAGGCAUUAUUGGUGUCUUUUCAACACACUCCAAGGGUCUAUGAUAUUAACUGUGUAUUGGGAAAGGAAUGUGACCCAGCUUUGACCAAAUCUGGCGUGCAUAUUUCAAAUCAUUCUUCUUUAAUAAUGCUAUAGUUGUUAAUCGCUUGAACUCAGUGUUCUCUUCGGUGUGUACUGAAAUCCGAACGCAAUCCAAACUACAUGUUGUUUACGUCACUGUCUAGGAAGCAUAGCUAUGCAGUGUGUGUACCAGGAGACUGACCAUGGGCACAUCACUACUGUGUUUCACUUCAGCUGAAAUUUCGCGCACAUUAAUACAAACUAAACACAUAUAACACUCAGGACUCAGCAUGAUGUAUUGGGAGACAGUGUAUCCAUUCAAACAUUCUCUGGUAGAUUGCAAAAUGAGUGUUUUAUACUUGAUCUGGAAUCAUAAUAAAGAACUUAGAGAUGCAUA
Molecule: messenger RNA, 2795 nt
Organism: Sardina pilchardus (European sardine)
Lineage: Eukaryota; Metazoa; Chordata; Actinopteri; Clupeiformes; Clupeidae
Product: NAD-dependent protein deacylase sirtuin-5, mitochondrial-like
Exons: 9
Coding region: 141-1067 (308 amino acids)
Cellular component (GO): nucleus
Molecular function (GO): protein-succinyllysine desuccinylase activity; histone deacetylase activity, NAD-dependent; protein-malonyllysine demalonylase activity
Source: RefSeq, a predicted model, not a curated record